AUGCAAGCCUUACCAGAGUCGCGACAACAGACCUUCGAGGAGAUCUAUGGACCGCCGGAAAACUUUCUGGAGAUAGAGGUGAAAAACCCCCAGACUCACGGCUCCUCUCCUCGAAACAUGUACACUUCCUACGAGAUCCAUACACGCACCAACAUCCCCGCGUUCAAGCUACGCCACUCGGUCGUGCGCCGCCGCUAUUCCGACUUCGAGUACUUCCGAGACAUUCUGGAGCGGGAGAGUGCCCGAGUCACCAUCCCGCCGCUGCCGGGGAAAGUGUUCACGAACCGCUUCUCAGACGACGUGAUUGAGCAUCGAAGAGAAGGACUCCAGCGCUUCCUGCAGAUCGUCGCCGGCCACCCGCUGCUGCAAACCGGGAGCAAAGUCCUCGGCGCCUUCAUCCAGGAUCCGAACUGGGACCGCAACGCCUGGUGA
Messenger RNA from Capronia epimyces CBS 606.96, 432 nucleotides. RefSeq names its product sorting nexin-3. The coding region runs from base 1 to 432 and encodes 143 amino acids. Gene Ontology annotation, molecular function: phosphatidylinositol-3-phosphate binding. NCBI's taxonomy places the organism in Eukaryota, Fungi, Ascomycota, Eurotiomycetes, Chaetothyriales, Herpotrichiellaceae. The record is from RefSeq and is a predicted model, not a curated record. The transcript is spliced from 3 exons. Gene Ontology annotation, cellular component: early endosome membrane; retromer complex. Gene Ontology annotation, biological process: endocytic recycling; late endosome to Golgi transport.